AUGUCCGUAGUCGGAUUUGAUUUCGGUAGUCAGACCUCAUUCUGCGCCAUCGCCAGACAAGGAGGAAUUGAAGUCGUCGCCAAUGAAUACUCCAAGCGAGCCACAGAAACCGUUGUCUCUUUGGGCGACAAGCAGCGAUUCAUGGGAACAGCCGGAAAUGAAAAGCGAAUCUCAAAGAUCAAAUCCACCGUUCUCAAUUUCAAACGACUCAUUGGCCUCCCAUUCGAGCAUCCUGAAGUUCAAGAGCUCGUCACUGGCAAAUUUCCCGCCGCCUACAAGAUUGUCAAGGAUGAAGCCACCGGUCUUGCUGCCGUAGAUAUCCCAGGCGAGGGGACUUACACGAUCACGCAAGUAGCCGCCAUGUUCCUCGGAAAAAUGAAAGAAAUCUCCGACACCAACCUUGGCCGAAGCACGGAAGAUUGUGUCAUCACUUGCCCCGUCUUUUACGGAGAAGAGCAGCGACGAGCACUCCAAGAUGCCGCCGCCAUCGCCGGUCUCCGCCCUCUCCAGAUCAUGUCCGAAACCACCGCCGCCGCCCUCGCCUACGGUAUUUACAAGCAAGAUCUUCCCGAAGCCGCCGAUCCAAGCAGAAACGUCGUCUUCGUUGAUUUCGGCUUCAACUCGCUCCAAGUCACCACUGCCGCCAUGAACAAAGGCAAGCUCACCAUCCUUGGAUCCGCUUACGACAAGACCCUCGGUGGAAGCAACUUCGAUAAGGUCAUCUGGCAGUACAUGAAUGAUGCAUUCGUCGAAAAAUACAAAGUCGAUACGACCAAGAACAUCCGAGCCCUUGUCAAACUCGUUGAAGCUUGCGAAAAGACGAAGAAAACCAUGUCCGCCAACGCGAUCGACAUUCCUUUGAACCUUGAGUGUCUGAUGGAUGAUAAGGACGUCAACGGCAAAAUCAACCGGGAUCAAUUCCACGAGCUCGCGGCCCCGCUUCUCGAGCGAAUCAAGGCCACUCUUGUCCAAGGUCUCGCUGCUUCCGGUCUCAAAAAAGAAGAUCUCUACUCCGUUGAAAUCAUCGGAGGCGCCAGCCGAAUGCCAUGCUUCAAAGACGCUGUCAAAGCUGUCUUUGGUCUUGAUCCCUCUACUACGCUCAACACCGAUGAAGCCGCCGCGCGAGGUGCUGCGCUCAAAUGCGCCAUUCUCUCUCCUACUUUCCGUGUCCGCGAGUUCAACAUCGUUGAUAGUGUCAUCAACGAAAUCACCAUCGCUUGGGCAAACGAUGCCACUGGCACUGGUGGCGGAGACCUCAAGAUCUUUGCCGAAAAGAACCCGUUCCCUUACACCAAGGCUUUGACCAUCCAUCGAAAGAGUACCGAGAAGUUCGAGAUCUCGGCGAAGCUGACUGGCGCUGAGGGUGCAAACAGAGACCUUGGCAAAGCAGGAGAAAGGAAAAAGGUUAAACUUUACUUCCGAAUGGACGGAAGUGCUCUUUUCCAGCUUUCUGCUGCCGAGCAGCUUGAGCGAUACGAAGAGUGGGUUGAGGAACCUGUUGAACCAGUGAAGGGUGAGGAGAAGCCUGCUGAAGAGAAGCCAAAGGAAGAUGCUCCAAAAGAAGCUGGUGACGAAAAGAUGGACACCGAUAAGGAUGCUAAUACUUCCCAGGAUGGCGAAAAGAUGGAGACUGACACGCCUAAAGAAGAAGGUGAUGCUCCCAAAGAGCCUGAAAUGCAGAAGGUCAGAAAAGUUCGACAGCGAAAGCUCGCUCUCGCUAUCAAUACCCCCUUCCAGCUCGGAAGUCUCCCAACUGCAGUGCUCAACAAGUACCUCGAGAUCGAGUGCGAACUUAGAUCCAAGGACAAGGAAGAGCGAGACAAGUCUGACGCUCGAAACGCUCUUGAAGAGCUUGGCUAUGCCAUCAGAGACCGACUCUACGCCAGAUACGACGGCUACGUCCAGGAAGAAGAAAAAUCGAACCUCUCCAAGACAUGUGACGAGCUCGAAGACUGGCUUUAUGGCGAUGGAGAAGAUGAAGCCAAAGGAGUCUACGUCGAGCGAAAGAACGUUCUCGAAGCUCUCGUCCAGCCCAUCGAAAACCGUGUUGUUGAAUUCACGAAAAGACCUGCUGCCCUUGAGAAGCUGACAGCCACCCUCAACAAGUAUCAAAAGAUCUGUGGUGAGGUCGAGGCUCAGGUUCCCGAGAGCAAAUAUCUCCAUCUCGCCCCCGAGGACAUCAAAAAGAUGAACGAUGCUCUUGCCGAGGGCUGGGGAUUCUUCAACAGGACGCAGUCCGCACUGAAAGGCGUUGAAAAACACCAGGACGCUUCUGUUACUUCCUUCGACAUCGAAUCGAAAAGCAAUUAUAUUGAAAAUCUUUGCAAACCAAUUGCAAGCAAGAAGCCGCCAAAAGUCGAGCCGCCAAAGGAAGAAGAAAAGAAGGAGGAGGCUCCCGCCGCUGAGGAGAAGAAGGAAGAGAAAAUGGAGGCCGAUCCAGCACCCGCUAGUACGAACGACGAUCUGGAUUAA
Messenger RNA from Oikopleura dioica, 2472 nucleotides. The record is from the annotation of a GenBank genome assembly. NCBI's taxonomy places the organism in Eukaryota, Metazoa, Chordata, Appendicularia, Copelata, Oikopleuridae.